GUGCGACGUCUGUCCACGUAAAAGUCGGAGGACCGGCGCGAGGGCUGGGUUCUGGCGGCCAAGCCAGAAGGGAAGGCGCGCCGCGAACGCUAUCUCGCAGCUUAUUUCUCGGUUCCUGGGUCCUCGUUCGGGGUUUUUGGCUGGCUGGACGCAUUUUCUGACGUGCGUUUCGAGCCACGCUGGGAUCGAAGAAGAUCUACUCAUUCCUCACCAUUUCCGCGGCUGUGUUCUGCUCCAUCACGGCUCGCUGUGACACGCCUGUCCUCGAUGUCCGCCGUCGAGGCAGCUGCUGGCCACCUACUCGCGCAGAUUCGCAGCCGAUCUCGGAGAUCUGCACGGAACUCUGCCCGUUUGUUUUCAGCUGCAGAACACAAGUCACGACCCGGUCGCGUUCUAAAAACGGUCGUGUCAAAGAAGGCGGCGUGAAGCGGAUCCAAUCGAGAAGACCCGUGGGUAUGUAAGCGAUCUAGAUUUCAUCACUGCAACUCCUUGCAGAUGCGAUGGGCACCACGCCCGUCACGCUCAACCGAUUGCGUAGUAUAAAGUCCUAAUGCUCCGCUAACGUCCUCGCAAAUCUUUUUGCAUUUCCGGUGGCGCUAUGUCUCACUACUCAUCCAAGCGUAAUCUCCCCGCUUCUGCUCCCAGCACGAGUUCAACAUACCAUGCCUCUUACAACACAGCGCCUCGCGCUUGGCCCGCCGACUCCGCCGCCCCGUCAUCACUGUCCACCCACCCAUAUAUCCCAACCCCAGCCUCGUUCGUUCCUUCCUGGAGUGCUGUAAAUUUUUCUAGCCUCGCCACCAGCUCUUACCCAUCGCCUGUCCCCGACUAUGGGUCUCGCAGAGAUAUUCCCUCCCCUCCCUAUUCUUUCGAAUCGCUCUAUCCCUCCUCGUUCACGCGCCCUGCAUCGACAGUCUCGGACGCGUACUCUGCCCAGCCAUCCACUCCGUAUGACGUGAGCGGUGGCACUGCUUCUCCCGCGUCGUCUAUCGCUCCAUCCUCUCCGCCCCCGAUCCCUUACCUCUCAUUGCCGGACCUGCCGGCCAUCAAGCAGGAGCAGCCUGACGAUGACGGUUUCAUCGUAGACCUCGUGCCUGCCCCGGGCCCGCAGAUAUACGCACCCCCAACUGAGGUUCCUCUGCGGGCCAGCCAGGCCAGUCCGCGGAUGCGCAGCAUGAUGAACGUCUUCCGAUUGAACCCCUUUGCUAUUCAUGCCGACGGCGGACGCGGUGUCCUUGCGCCGUGGACGAGAGGAGAGGCCCACGCGCUGGACGAGGAGCCGCAGACGUUCGAGUUUCAGGUCCAGCUCGAUGCGCCUCUGUUCGACGCCACCGACAGCGACUCUGACAGCGGUCUGUUCAGAUCUCCUGCGGCAAAACGCGAGCCGGAGCUCGACACAACGGGUCUGCGUUCCUUCUCACCUGACUUUGAGCUCGACGUGGACUACGCUCACCCCGUUCAUCACCACGAAUCGGGUUUCCAUGCGCACCAUCGCCGAACGUCGGACGAUGCAGAGUCGAGUUGGGAGCUGGGAUACCCGGAGCCGUCGCCGGCCUAUGAGCCUCUUUCGACAUACCAUCGACCCUUUCCACAGCUAUCGAAUUAUAGCGUCUAUCCUCACAUGGACCAAUCUGAUCACCGCCAUGCUCGACAGGCUGCGGCCCCUCGGCGGUGGUCACAUCCAACGCAAGAAGCAUUCUUCAUGUAGCUUUAUGUUUAUGUCUCUCUCUUCCAUGUGGAUUCUGUAACCGGUCGGUAGCCUUUUGACAUAUGUUUUCAUACCGUUUGUUGUACCAGUAGAUGUCCGUCGCCCGGGCGGCGGAGACUUGGAUCCGUGUAGCGGGCGGACAUACCGCCCGCAUAUUUGUAUCCAUUAUCGUGCGUUUGCAGCGCAGAGACGGGGGUGGGGAAAACCUGGCGCCAGCUUAUGUCCGAGGCGCGUCGACUUCGCUGGCUCCGAUGCACACGGCGAGCUUCGCCUCCGGAAAUGACAGCGCCGGUCGUGCAUGCACAGCCGCAGGAUUCCUGGCGAGCAUGAAGCGUGUCUGAUUCGUGCAGUGGCGGGGCUGCCCCGACGCGUGCGAGGCCUCUCGUAACGGUGGCACUGUAUAAAGAUUAGAACCCGCCCCGGAAGUAACGUUAAAAGUGUAUCGCCCCGCCCGCAGCUCCACGUCCGCCCCAGGAACCCCGGACCGUAGUGCGCCCAGCCGCUUCUGAAUCAUCUUUGGUCCCUGGCUCAACACUUUGCAAUCCCGCGGUCAGGACCCUGAUCAGUCCUUGCGAUCUCGGGUCAGGAGAUGAAGCACCCCCAGUUGUACCUGGCCAAUGCCUACCAGCAUGAUGGUGUUUGGAUCGGAGAAUUCUCUGCAUUGAAUCGUAUGGUGGCCAGACUGGAACUAUAUUGCGGUCAAACUGGAACUAGUUGAUAAGAUCGUCCCACUCGUUGAUAGACCUAGUAGAGACAGCUCGUUACCGCGACGCGUGACGUCAUCGACGGCGCGACGGUCACGCUCCGAUGAUACCAUCACGACGUGGUCACUCUCUCUGAUCUCGACUUUAAUCCUCACGCUCGCAGGCCAAUCGCUCAUCGCAGGUCGCACAACAAACAUCCAUUGCCUCAAAACCAAAGCAAAUUUUGUCUAUCAAUCAUGCUCGGGAAUUCGUCGCUCCCAUCGUUCUCGCUGCAAGAAGCCUAUCGCGCGGCAUGGGCUGCUGACCUGACCUCGGGCAGAUCUCGUACCUUUUUGCAGUUUAGACUCCGCGCUGUGGACGACUUUGGUCUUACUGUCUAUCUCGAUGACAAGCCAAGUCCCCUUCCCACAACCAUAUGCGCAUCUUGCCAGCUCCCACGGAACCUCAAGUCUUCCGCAUGCGAUCGCACGUUCGGCACGAUUCGUCCUGGCGCGGGCUGCGGAUCAAACUCUUGUGCUCUCGCCUCGUGAUUAGGGGACAACAGCUAUCUCUCGAGGAACGCAGAGGCGUUGUGCCGCGGGGCUCUGUAACGUAAUUGCUGGUGACAGACGUGGCAGCUACACAGUUCCAUCCACCCAAAAGCGUGAUGCUUGAGACGAUGGUGCUGCUCGCAGAUCUCAAUCUUUCGUUGCUUUUGGACUGGGGACUCACUCUUCACAUGAGCAGCACUCGGGGCUAAUGGCCCAGGGUCGCAGGUAUCGCGGUGCCGCACAGACCAAAUCGAUUGCUUGCGCGUGUUCCAGAAGUGUUCGCCGUUCGACACGUUCACUCUGCACUGCAGAGACAACCUUCGAUUCCGUGCCAGGUAGCGCCUCUUUCUGGAAAGAAACUCUUCCAGGUCGUGGGGUGUGCAAGCCAGGACUUUGUCAAGGAGCCUCCGACUUCAACGGAGUCUUUGCGAUUAUCUUCCGGAGAACAUCAUGGGUAACUUCGACUGCGUCACAUCGAUGGCUGUCGGCUCGGAUCGCUUUGAUGUCUCAUUCAACAUGUCCACUGAACAGGAGUCCAGCGCGCUGACGGACACCAGCUGACUCCUUCAUGUGUUGAUCUCAGGAUUCCUACUGGUUGCGUGUCCUUGCUGAGCGGGGUCCAUAUCAAGAACAGAUGCCAUCUCGCUGCUUACACGCCCGUUUGCACUUCCGGCAUCAAAGGAAACAAGCACGAUCCCUCUUGGAAGCUUGUGCGAGAAGCCAGAAUGAAGGUAGUGAACGACGGAGGGCCAGAACGAUCCCGGGUGGAUUUGUCAAGCUCUAGAACCACGUCGUCUGUAGCAAAGCUAGGGACAUACAGCUUACCAGACAAGACGCAUGUAUUCAGCCCAUUCGUCCCUUCGUCAGCUGUCCUUGAGCGCAAAACAAUGGCACAUCUAAAGAACCCGUCGGAAGUAGAAAGUCCAUUUGUCCCGAGAGGGCUCAAUGCGGUCUUCUCCCCAUCUCAGCGAUAAGUCUCUCCCAUAGCUCCACUCUUUCUUCUCUAACGUCAUGUUCAAGCCACGAGGGAGAACCACAGGACUGGAGAGCGCACCGCCGACCAGAACAUAGCCCGUCC
Messenger RNA from Mycena citricolor, 4020 nucleotides. NCBI's taxonomy places the organism in Eukaryota, Fungi, Basidiomycota, Agaricomycetes, Agaricales, Mycenaceae. The record is from the annotation of a GenBank genome assembly.